GACGAAGGUGUUUUAGAUUUAUUUAUUUUACUAUUAUUUUAAAUAAAUUUAUUCAUAUGACAUUAAGGAUGUAUGUUUUUUAUUUUUAUAAGUUUCGUUUCUCUUGAUUUUGUUCCAGUAAAGAACGUCUUACUUCUUACAGACGCGUGAUUGCGGUGACUCAUGUUUGCCUUCAUUAACCAAUAUUACGUCAUAAUUUAACUACAAAGGUCUUGGUGCGAUGAAACUUGGCGUCAGAUCGGACCAGGUCGUAGUAUCAAGGCCAUUAAUCAUCUGAAAUAUGAACCAAAAACAAGAAGCGUUGAAAACCACAAAUGCAACUGCCGAAGAAGUUUUUGAAAGGUUUAACAGAAUAUUUGAUCAACUGGCUAUUGUAAAAGAAGUUGCCGUAGUGUUUUUGGACAAAGUCAAUGACGCUGUUAUUGUUGAAGAGAAUUGUAUUGGAAUUUCUAAAGCAUUUGUAAAGCAGUUGUAUUUGUUUGCAUACAAGUUAAUGCUGAAAGUAGUUAAAGGGAAACAAUGUACAUUUGAAAAUGAAGCUGCUAAUAAAUCUACUAGAUGCGUAGUUUUACUUUGCCCAGAUUGCUGUACAGCAUGGAAUAUAAGGAAGGACUUAAUGCUGAUGAAAUAUAUUAUCGAUUAUAAACAAGAACUUAACUUGGCAAGGCUAGUUUUACAAAAACAACCAAAAAGUUUGGAAUCUUUUUCCCACCGUAGGUGGUUGUUAAAUCAAUUAUUUAAGGUAACUUCAAAUUCAAAUUUGCAACCGAACUCUGUGCUGAAAAUGCUUUUAAAGAAAAAGAAACUAAAAAAAUUAGCAGUGGCUUUGAACUUCAAAAGGUUUGAAUGGGAAAUAAUAAAUAAUGAAAUGUCUGUUUCGCAUGAAGCUGCUAGAAUGCACCCGUCAAACUACACAGCUUGGAGCCAUAGAGUAUGGGUAAUUAAUUGCUUAAUUUUCCCAUCUGCUAGUGUUAGUCAUAAGGAUAGCAAUGUAUUUGUGAAGUUCCUACAUAAAGAGUUUAUUGAUGGUUUAAAAUGGACAGAGUACAAUGUGUCUGACUACUCUUGUAUGUCAUAUCUUGAACAUAUCAUUCUCUGUUUGGUUUUAGCUCAUUUUAUAAACCCCUUAAAUAUCUCUGAUGUUAUAAACUUGGAUGAUAUACUGACGUCAGCUUUGGAACAUAACUCUGAUUUAUUACGUUUGCACAAUGGUAAACAUGAGGCACUCUGGGUACACAGGCGUGCCAUAUUCAAGAUAUACCACACUGUUUUGCAUAGACUAUGCUCUGUGGAAGAUCCAAGUUAUGAAGACCACAGAAAUGUAAAACUAAAUUUAAAAGAAAAGUUUUCCCUCUGUGGUGAAGAGUUUUUUUGUAAAAGUUUCCCAAAAAAUUGUUUUUGCUUAAGGCACUUAUCUACUUUUAAACAGCGUGUUUAUUCUAGAUAAAAAAAAAAUCUGUUGAACAUUCAUUUUAAAGUAGUGUGUCCUAUUGCAAUAUAUAUAGCCUACUCUUUAGACAGACUAACCCGUUUGUGUUUCCAACACAG
Messenger RNA from Ciona intestinalis (vase tunicate), 1548 nucleotides. Its product is annotated as protein prenyltransferase alpha subunit repeat-containing protein 1-like. Gene Ontology annotation, biological process: protein prenylation. Gene Ontology annotation, molecular function: protein prenyltransferase activity. NCBI's taxonomy places the organism in Eukaryota, Metazoa, Chordata, Ascidiacea, Phlebobranchia, Cionidae. Gene Ontology annotation, cellular component: cytoplasm. The record is from RefSeq and is a predicted model, not a curated record.